Messenger RNA from Paramacrobiotus metropolitanus, 366 nucleotides. Its product is annotated as mucin-2-like. Bases 1 to 366 code for a protein of 121 amino acids. The record is from RefSeq and is a predicted model, not a curated record. The transcript has a single exon. NCBI's taxonomy places the organism in Eukaryota, Metazoa, Tardigrada, Eutardigrada, Parachela, Macrobiotidae.
AUGCAGGUCGUGAUUGCCCUUUCCGUACUGAUAGCGGUGGCCAGCGCGCAGACCUAUGCUCCGACCGGUUCCACCGGCACUGUGUCUACGGGCACGCCGCCCCCCAACAACCCACCGACCACAGCAUAUGCCACUACCGGCCCGGUGGUAACGGGUACCGUUCCGGUGGUGACAACGGCCGCUCCAGUGGUCACGACCGCUUAUGCCACUUCCAGUGCCAGCGGCGGCCAGGUGACCACUCAGGCACAGCAAGUAACGACCGGCGCGCAGCAAGUAACGACACAGGCACAGCAAGUGACGACGCAGGCUCAGCAGCAAACUACCACCAAGGGAUCUAUGGGCGGCGGCAGCUACUACAGCGGUUAA